CUCCACCACCCCACCACAACCAACGCAACGAGGCGAGCACGACACGAACGGAGGAAGGGGCAGGGAACGGAUGGUGGGGCGAGAUCGGCGGCGGCUAUUCCCAAAACGCCAUCCGUCCAGAGAGUCGAAGGAAACGGGGCCAGGAUUUGCGGGCACAAAUACCAUCACCAGCCCGUCCCUCUCUCCCCACUGGAAGCUCCAAUCUAAACCGAGCCAAAGGAAGGAAGGAGGAGGGGGCCGGAUUGGAAACCCUCUUUCCAAUUCCUCCGUCCUCCUCUUCCUCCCUCCCUCCCAACCUCCCAACCUCAAUCCCUCUCCCUCUCCCUUGUCCCGCGGCAAGGACAAGGACAGGCAGUCGGGAAAGAGUGAUUCUUUGGCCGGCGGCGGGAGGGCGCCGCGCGCAAGAGGCGGCGAUUCCCCCCGCUCAUGCGCGGGCGUCCAGACACCGCUGACUGCCUUCUCCUAGCGCGCGCGUCGGGGAGGGUCGGGCGAGGAGGACUACGGGGAGGGGCGGCGGGCGAGAGGGGGCGUCGGGAGGAGCCAGCGCCAUAGCUCCCUCUUCUUUGAUGGGCAUUCCGUUCCAGCUCCAAUCCCAGCAGGGAAUACAGCAAGCGAAGGCCCUACUAGCAGAAAACAAAAUAAUGAUCAAAAAGGAAACUUCUCCAUCUGAACCUUUUGGGGGGCAACCUGCAAAAAAUGCAUCCACUCCGAAGCCAAAUAUGGCAACUGCUGCCAAGGUUAAUGCUAUGGUCGGAAAUAAGACAUGGUUUGGAGGGCUUUUCACUGGCUCAGGUAAAAAGCGUCAAGUCCAUGCCGAGAAGAACUUUGAAAUGACCCCUCUUCAGGAACAAAGGAUGCAAAAAUUAAAGGACAGACUAAACAUACCUUUUGACGAGACCCGACCGGAUCAUCUGACAUCCCUGAAGGCUCUUUGGAAAAAUUCCUUUCCUGAUACAGAGCUCACGAGCUUAGUUUCCGAACAGUGGAAAGAUAUGGGGUGGCAGGGCCCAAAUCCUGCAACUGAUUUCAGGGGCUGUGGAUUUGUCUCGCUUGAGAAUCUUCUAUUCUUCGCAAGAAGAUACCCGGCUUCUUUCCAGAAAUUGCUGCUGAAAACACAAGGAAUGCGAGCCACAUGGGAAUACCCCUUUGCGACAGCAGGCGUUAACGUCUCACACAUGUUGAUCCAACUGUUGGAGCUUAAUUCAGCUCGACCGAAAACUUUGCCGGGGAUUAACUUCGUCAGAAUGUUGUCCGAGCACGAGGACGUGUUCGACAUCCUAUACUGCAUAGCCUUCGAGAUGAUGGACGCUCAGUGGCUAGCGAUGCGCGCCUCCUACAUGCAGUUCAACGAUGUGCUGGAAGCGACGAAGGCGCAGCUGGAGAGGGAGCUGUCUCUGGAGGACCUCCUGCGGAUCCAGGACCUGCCAGCUUACAACCUCUUGUUGAAAUGAAAUAGGCUCGAGAAAAGAAAAGAAAAGAAAAACAAUAUAAACCUGGGGAAAAUGUAUGUUGGGUUCCUUCUCUCCUGUGUACUGACCGAUGAAACAGGCAGAGUUUUGGUAUGAAAGCCUGUGCGUUUUCAGCAUCACAGUCUGAACCAUGUUGUUUCUAAAGAGGAGCUGUUUGUGUGUUCCGUGUGCACAAUCCGCCCUAGGACGCUCACCCUGCAGGGCAUCGCGCACAAACCCUAUGACGACGAUCGGUCGCACCCACGCGGCGCGGGGCAUUUCGCUUUCUGUGCUUCUUCCUUGAUCCUGAAGCUGAGAAGCUAGAAUUCGCAAAAGUUCUUGUGGGGAUUUUCCUCUGCGCACGAAGACGGGCAGGCAUUCGGUAGCGGUCUGCGGAGGAUGCUGUUAGAUGGUGCUUGGUUUGUAGCUCUGGAUUUCAUCCGAGCUAUACUUUGUAAUAAACUUGCUGUGAUUUGUUCAAUGAAUUGCUGCCCAUUAUACCUUUAAAAAUAUAAGAAAGUGGAAUACAUGAUCGGAGGAAAUUUGA
Messenger RNA from Triticum aestivum (bread wheat), 1995 nucleotides. RefSeq names its product ELMO domain-containing protein A. The transcript has 11 exons. Bases 567 to 1451 code for a protein of 294 amino acids. The record is from RefSeq and is a predicted model, not a curated record. Lineage: Eukaryota; Viridiplantae; Streptophyta; Magnoliopsida; Poales; Poaceae.